AAUUAUCCACAUUGUUUUGUUGGAAUAAAAAAUAAAAAUAAAAAUUCACUGUAACUCAAGCUCUGUAUAGUCUCCAGAGAGUACUCUCUUUGUCUGAGUUGUCUCUGCUCUCUCCCAUGAGGGGAACUUAGGGUUUGGUUUGUCUCUCUUUCUCCCCUUAAUUCUUCAAAAGCUUCUUCUUUUUCACCAUUUUGAAGGAAAAAAGUCUGCAACUUUUUCCUGUAAAACCCUGAUCUUGACCUUAGCUGAAAAACCCUAGCUUUCCCAUGGCAAAAACAAGACCAGGGCUCUCUGCUACCAAGCCUAAACCAGGGAAGAAGGACCUUGACUCUUACACCAUCAGAGGCACCAACAAAGUUGUCAGAGCUGGGGAUUGUGUUCUGAUGCGUCCUUCGGACACCGGUAAGCCCCCGUAUGUGGCACAAAUUGAGAAAAUUGAAGUGGAUAGCAGGAAUAAUGUGAAGGUUCGAGUGCGGUGGUAUUAUCGUCCUGAGGAGUCCCUUGGAGGAAGGAGGCAGUUCCAUGGAGUGAAGGAGCUGUUUUUGUCUGACCACUAUGAUGUGCAGAGUGCUCACACCAUUGAAGGGAAGUGUAUUGUUCAUUCUUUCAAGAACUAUACUAAGCUUGAGAAUGUUGGUGCUGAGGAUUACUAUUGUAGAUUCGAGUAUAAAGCUGCUACUGGAGCCUUUACACCUGACCGAGUUGCUGUGUACUGCAAAUGUGAGAUGCCAUACAACCCUGAUGAUCUUAUGGUGCAAUGUGAGGGCUGCAAGGACUGGUAUCAUCCUGCUUGUGUGGGCAUGACAAUUGAAGAAGCCAAAAAGUUGGAUCACUUCGUGUGUUCUGAAUGUUCAGAGGAUGAUGUCAAAAGAUCACAGAAUGGAUUUCAUGCAUCGCCAGCAUCUGAUGCCAAGGUGGAGCCCAAACGAAGGAAGAGAUAAGUGAACAAUGGGGAAAUUUUGUUGCAUGAGAGGAGAAGACUCCUUAUGCAGGUUUAGCUUGUAGCCUGUUGUUGUGUGAGUUGUAUAGUGCAGGAGUUUGUGUGCUUUGCCCAAACUGGUGGCUGUUAGUAACUUAUGUGAUGGAGAGAUCUGUAUCUGUGUUAGGUUUAGGAGAUUAAGUCUGUGCAGGAGGAUUGAUCUGUAGUUCUCUCAUGUUGAACCAAUAUUUCCAGUGGAAAAACUUUCAAGUACCACCUUUCCUAUC
Messenger RNA from Theobroma cacao (cacao), 1206 nucleotides. RefSeq names its product chromatin remodeling protein EBS. Gene Ontology annotation, molecular function: chromatin binding. NCBI's taxonomy places the organism in Eukaryota, Viridiplantae, Streptophyta, Magnoliopsida, Malvales, Malvaceae. The record is from RefSeq and is a predicted model, not a curated record.